This is a messenger RNA of Acanthosepion pharaonis, 702 nucleotides long. NCBI's taxonomy places the organism in Eukaryota, Metazoa, Mollusca, Cephalopoda, Sepiida, Sepiidae. The record is from the annotation of a GenBank genome assembly.
AUGAAAACAACUGUGUCGGCACCUGAAAACCUUAGCACAAACAUGAGUCCUGGUUUAUCAAGAUUAUGUCAAGCAUUUAGGAGUUUAGUGGUUUCAGGUAUCAGCAAAUGUGAAUAUCGAAAAUGUUUGCCUGGUCAUAUGAAGCUGUAUGACGUGUCUCGCAGCCAACAUACAUACUGCAGUAUACAAAGACACCAGUCUCUGCUUACACCUCUGCCACCUUACAUAUCAGGGGAUAAGCUUACAGUUAGUGGACCUCAUCUCCAAUUGGUUUCUCCCUUACCAGGUGCUAUACACAACCCUGGCAUUUUGCCUGUUUCCUUUUAUGACUGUCCUGUGACGCCAGCCAAAGACUUUGAUAUAAAUUUGCCAUUCCCUUCAGCAACCAUCAACAAGGAGGACCCGAACUCAUCCCUGAAUGAAUGGAUUAUAGAAAACCCCAAAGCAAUCCAAGCGAAAAACAUCCUCAAAAUUCGACGCAGGAAAAUGAACAAGCAUCGAUUGAAAAAGUUUCGUAAAAGGAUGCGAUUUGUUCGCCGCAAAGAGAUGCAUGCCCGUAGGAAAAAGAAGGAGAAAAUAUUUCAGGCAAAGCUUGAUGCCAAGAUCCAGCAGGGCAUAGACUUUGAUGCAGAAGAAUUUCUACAAGAGAGACUUGCAUUAGCCAGAAAAGGUGGCUAUAAAAUAGAUGUGUUUGGAAGGUGA